AUGAAAGGCUUCGUGGUUUUAGUAGCUCUGUUCGCUGUAGUUAGUGCUAAAUGGAUCGACAUCGACUGGUCCAAGGUUCGCCCGAUCGAGGAGUUCGAUCACUACUGGGCUCGUCUACCGGCGGAGAUGCAGAUCUACCGUCACGCUAGCCCAUCGCCGCGUAUCGUUGGAGGCCAGGAGGCGACCCCAGGACAGUUCCCGUAUCAGGUUGCGCUGGUGGGCGAAUACGCCUUGGGAACUGGCGUGUGCGGAGGAUCUAUUUUGACCAACCUCUACGUUCUUACCGCUGCUCACUACGGUGGUUCCCCUUCGGAUGUUUUAAUGUACACCUCCAAUCCGGUGAUCACUAACGCUGACUGUAUUCCCUAUUACAACUCUGCUUUGAUUGAGCCUCAAAACGUGUGUCUGAGUAGUGCAGGUGGUCGUAACGUUUGCAACAGUGACUCUGGUGGUCCGCUGACUGUACAGGAUGGAGGCAGUGUUCAGAUCGGUGUAGUGUCCUUUGGCAGGGCUUCUUGUGCGGACAUCGUACCGUCAGUACACGCACGUGUAACCUACUAUCUAGAAUGGAUUGAGGCAAAUUCGGACUUUGUGGCAAAUCCUUAAAGUGAAGAUGUUGUUGAAAAGAAAUAUUAAACAUUCAAUUUCUCUCACAUUGAAAAUACAUUGAACCUGCGAAAUACAUAUCCUGCUGCCAUUCUUUUCGGGAAAUUUCUCGGUUUAUUACUUAAUUUAUAAUUAUAACAGCAUUUUCAAAGGGAGGCUUUCUUGCCACGGAAUUUCUUCUGGGGCGUUUUUUUGACAACACUGGCCUGUUCUGUGAAAACUAGGCUACAACCCUGAUGAUUUUG
Messenger RNA from Anopheles aquasalis, 851 nucleotides. Its product is annotated as chymotrypsin-like. Gene Ontology annotation, biological process: proteolysis. Gene Ontology annotation, molecular function: serine-type endopeptidase activity. The record is from RefSeq and is a predicted model, not a curated record. NCBI's taxonomy places the organism in Eukaryota, Metazoa, Arthropoda, Insecta, Diptera, Culicidae.